GCCCGCGCGGUCGCCGGCUAGUUCCGGACAACGCCUGGUUGUGUGGUAACGGCGGCGGCGGCGGCGGCUGGCGAGAGGAGGAGGAGGAGGGCGCUUCCUUUCCGGCUGGGUAGUUUUUUUAAGUGCUCUAAGCAUUCUGAUACAACUAGAAGAAAGAAGAAACGCUUCAUUGAAUGAGAAGUCCAUUGCUUUGAUAGCCAUUUUCUUCAAGAGUGGGUCUUUGAAUGAGGAUGACAAUGGAAGAGAUGAAGAAUGAAGCAGAGACCACUUCUAUGGUUUCCAUGCCUCUCUAUGCUGUUAUGUAUCCUGUCUUUAAUGAGCUAGAACGAGUAAAUUUAUCUGCAGCUCAGACACUGAGAGCAGCUUUUAUUAAGGCUGAGAAGGAAAAUCCAGGUCUCACACAAGAUAUCAUCAUAAAAAUUUUGGAGAAAAAAAGUGUUGAAGUUAACUUUACUGAGUCUCUCCUGCGCAUGGCAGCUGACGAUGUAGAAGAGUAUAUGAUUGAAAGGCCAGAGCCAGAAUUCCAAGACUUAAAUGAAAAGGCACGAGCACUUAAACAGAUUCUCAGUAAGAUUCCAGAUGAAAUCAAUGACAGAGUGAGGUUUCUUCAGACAAUCAAGGACAUCGCCAGUGCAAUAAAGGAACUUCUUGACACAGUAAAUAAUGUCUUCAAGAAAUAUCAAUACCAGAACCGGAGGGCACUUGAGCACCAAAAGAAAGAGUUUGUAAAAUACUCUAAAAGUUUCAGUGACACUUUGAAAACCUAUUUUAAAGAUGGAAAGGCAAUAAAUGUGUUCAUAAGUGCCAACCGACUAAUUCAUCAAACCAACUUGAUACUCCAGACCUUCAAAACUGUGGCCUGAAAAAAAAACUGUAUAUGUUGAGAGCUGUACUUUUCAAUGGUGGAUAGGAUACCUUUAUAUGUAAACUUUAAAGUUUUGACUGUAUAAAUUAUCAGUCCCAGUUGAAGGGACCUAUUGCAGGAUUUUGAAUGGGAUUUAUUGCCAUCUUACACCAUAUUUUUGUAAAAACAUUGUAGCUUAAUCAUAAUCUCACGAUGAAGAUUUUGCAUCACUUUUUUGCUAUUAUCAUUCUUUUCAGAAUUAUAAGCCAAAAGAAUUUACGCCUUAAUGUGUCAUUAUGUAACAUUCCUUAUAAGAAUUGUAAAUAUUUGGUGUUCUGUUUCUGACAUUUUAACUUGAAAGCAAAAAAACAAACAAAAAAACUGCAAGAUGAUGUAUUUAACGAUAUUGGUGGCAAAUAUUCAAUAAAUAGUUUACAUCUGUUA
This is a messenger RNA of Podarcis raffonei (Aeolian wall lizard), 1288 nucleotides long. RefSeq names its product programmed cell death 10 (gene PDCD10). Gene Ontology annotation, biological process: regulation of Golgi organization; positive regulation of MAP kinase activity. Gene Ontology annotation, molecular function: protein kinase binding. Gene Ontology annotation, cellular component: Golgi apparatus; FAR/SIP/STRIPAK complex. The transcript is spliced from 8 exons. The record is from RefSeq and is a predicted model, not a curated record. The coding region runs from base 225 to 863 and encodes 212 amino acids. Lineage: Eukaryota; Metazoa; Chordata; Lepidosauria; Squamata; Lacertidae.